AUAAAAUAUAAUAUAAGUGAUAAUACCAUGCCGCAUAUAUUAUAAAGUCCAUAUUUUUUGCUCUUCCUAUCCACUAUCCUCUGCUGGGUUGAGUUGGGAUGCUCGUUUGAGCUCUCAGAUUUGUUUUUUCAGAAGAAGAAAGAUAACCCAUCUCUGUACAUUGAUUUAUAUAGGAAAAUGAGAGGAGGUCUAUGGCAACUUGGACAAUCAAUCACCCGUCGUCUGGUGCAGGCCGAUAAGAAGGGUGCUGCUGCUCGUAGAUACUUUGCUUCAGAAGCUAACCUGAAGAAAACUGUUCUUUUUGAUUUCCAUGUUGCUAAUGGUGCAAAAAUGGUCCCAUUUGCUGGAUGGAGCAUGCCCAUUCAGUACAAGGACUCAAUUAUGGAAUCGACUCUGAAUUGUAGAGAGAAUGGUAGCCUCUUUGAUGUCUCCCAUAUGUGUGGAUUGAGUCUCAAGGGGAAGGACUGCAUUCCUUUUCUUGAAAAGCUUGUGAUUGCUGAUGUUGCUGGGCUUACCCCUGGAAGUGGGACUCUUACAGUCUUUACAAAUGAGAAUGGAGGGGCAAUCGAUGAUUCUGUCAUCACAAAGGUUAAGGGUGAUCACAUAUACAUUGUUGUGAAUGCUGGAUGUAGGGAUAAGGAUCUGGCCCACAUCGAGAAGCAUAUGAAGAGUUUCACAGGCAAAGGUGGGGAUGUCUCAUGGCACAUCCAUGAUGAGAGAUCUCUUCUAGCACUCCAGGGUCCACUUGCUGCCUCGGUUCUUCAGCUCCUGACAAAAGAGGAUUUGAGCAAGUUAUACUUUGGGUUGUUCCGUAUUCUGGAUAUCAAUGGGGCAACUUGCUUCCUCACAAGGACAGGAUAUACUGGUGAAGAUGGAUUUGAAAUCUCAGUUCCUUCAGAGAAUGCAGUCGAUCUUGCAAAAGCAAUUCUGGAGAAAUCUGAAGGGAAGGUCAGAUUGACAGGGCUUGGUGCUCGAGACAGUCUCCGGCUGGAAGCUGGCCUAUGUUUAUACGGUAAUGAUAUGGAACAACAUGUGACACCUGUGGAAGCUGGACUCACAUGGGCAAUUGGAAAGAGGAGGAGAGCAGAAGGAGGCUUUCUGGGUGCUGAGAAAAUACUCAAACAACUCGAAGAGGGGCCGCCAGUCAGACGUGUUGGAUUCUUCUCUUCAGGUCCACCUGCGAGAUCCCACAGUAAGGUUCACGAUGAGAAAGGAAAUCCCAUUGGCGAAAUCACCAGUGGAGGAUUCAGCCCUUGCCUCAAGAAGAACAUAGCCAUGGGGUACGUGAAAUCUGGAGUGCACAAGGCAGGCACCAAGGUUAAGAUUGAGGUACGAGGAAAGACCUAUGAUGGAAACAUCACAAAGAUGCCAUUUGUGCCUACAAAAUAUUACAAGCCAUCUUAGUUGUUGCUGCUUCAGCCCCUGAAUCUUCUAAUGGGUUCAUGUUUUGACUCUGAUAAACAUUGGCAGCUACUGAUUUCUCUUCUACUGUAUUUGCGAGGUCUUUAAUCUUGCAUAUUUUUAUAAUUCUUACAACAGAACAAGAAUCUUUAUUC
Messenger RNA from Mangifera indica (mango), 1556 nucleotides. Its product is annotated as aminomethyltransferase, mitochondrial. Gene Ontology annotation, cellular component: mitochondrion. Gene Ontology annotation, molecular function: protein binding; aminomethyltransferase activity. The record is from RefSeq and is a predicted model, not a curated record. The transcript has 4 exons. The coding region runs from base 178 to 1404 and encodes 408 amino acids. Lineage: Eukaryota; Viridiplantae; Streptophyta; Magnoliopsida; Sapindales; Anacardiaceae. Gene Ontology annotation, biological process: glycine decarboxylation via glycine cleavage system.